Molecule: messenger RNA, 2585 nt
Organism: Carcharodon carcharias (great white shark)
Lineage: Eukaryota; Metazoa; Chordata; Chondrichthyes; Lamniformes; Lamnidae
Product: 60S ribosomal protein L11
Exons: 7
Coding region: 105-824 (239 amino acids)
Biological process (GO): translation
Cellular component (GO): ribosome; cytosolic large ribosomal subunit
Molecular function (GO): structural constituent of ribosome; RNA binding
Source: RefSeq, a predicted model, not a curated record
ACGGGGAAAGCUUUAAAGAAAAUCCAUUAGCUUUUUAUGAAUCACCGAGCCUCCCGGUUUGAGGCGCAAAAAAAAACGUUGCUCACAUUGAGUUUUAUUGAUGAAUGGAGGUGAAAGCCGCUCAGCCAGAAGCUUGUGGAGGACAAGUUAGGCUACAGAUAACACACAUUAGCUUUGAUGCAGAGACGCUCCAGUUACUGAUAUUGGACCAGGGUGAGAAGAAAGAGAACCCUAUGCGUGAGCUCCGCAUCAGAAAGCUCUGUAUGAAUAUAUGUGUUGGUGAAAGUGGUGAUCGACUUACUCGAGCCGCCAAAGUGCUUGAGCAGCUCACUGGCCAAACCCCUGUCUUCUCCAAAGCUCGCUACACUGUGAGAUCUUUUGGUAUCAGGAGAAAUGAAAAAAUUGCUGUUCACUGCACAGUCCGUGGUGCCAAAGCCGAGGAGAUCCUGGAGAAAGGCCUUAAAGUUCGUGAAUAUGAGCUGAGGAAAAACAACUUCUCAGAUACUGGCAACUUUGGUUUUGGUAUUCAGGAGCACAUUGAUUUGGGCAUUAAGUAUGAUCCAAGCAUUGGUAUCUAUGGUUUGGACUUCUAUGUGAUUUCCAGCAUCCGCAGUAUUUUGCUUUUACAAAGCCUUCUGUUCCCAGGUCUCUCAGCCCUGCUGUCUGUAAAGUUCUGGGAAGACCAGGCUUCAGCAUCGCUGACAAGAAGCGUAAACGUGGUCGCAUUGGAGCCAAACACAGGAUCAACAAGGAGGAGGCUAUGCGUUGGUUCCAACAGAAGUACGAUGGUAUCAUUCUCCCAGGAAAAUAAAAAUGUUCUGUAACUAUCAGUAAUAAAAGGAUCUGAUCCAUAACUCUAUUCUGUUUUAGUCCAUUGGUAGUUACCUCGUUAUUGUAACUUGGAUUUAGACAAAGACAACUGUUAAUUGUACUGCUGGUUUACACUACAUUCUGAUUCUGUACUGAAUUGUCAUUUGACAAAGUUUGUCAUGUCCAGUGAUGAGUUUACCACAUUUAAUGAUUUUAGGCCUUUUUGUGAUAUUACUAUUUGAUAUGUACUCUAUUUAUCUGUAGACUCAAGAAUCUUGAUGCCAUGAAUGGAACAAGAGCUAAUUGGUGUGAAUCACCCCAUUAUAGACCCAUAUUUGCUCAAUUGCCCUAAAAUCUUCCUAUUCCUUUUAAUUGUGUCUUUUUUUUUGUGAGAAUCACAAGACUAUUGUUUAAUAUUUCAACCAAAUGCUGAUUCUUCAGAUGUAAGCCUGAACAUUAGAUUAAACCUUCCAAUUGUGCGUCCUCAAUAGCAUUUCAACCAUCAGGAGCAAGAAAUCUUGGGCUUUGCAUAUGUGAUUUCCUGUUUAGUGCUAUUGUGGAAAGCUGUGCCCCAUGAAUUCAUGAUCAGGAAAGUUUUCUUUUAUUGUCAACUGGCAAUUCUGCAGUGAAGAGCAUUAUGGCUGGAGCCCUAUCUUCAAACUAUUGACUCGAGGCAAAAAGUUGAUUGGGACCUCCCCCAGUGGUUAGCUGUAGUGUCCCACUGUCUAAAAGCUGGCUUAUUUGAAGAUAUGACAAAUGAGCUGCAUCCAGGAAUCAAUAGCACAAAAGUAAGGAGGAAAUUAUCACAGAAGGAAAAAUAAUAAAGCUGGUGGAUACCAAUGAUGCAGACUACCUUGUCAGCCAAGUGUUUAGAUUGAGUCUCCACCCCAAGGAUGGUUGUUUCUGAGAAUGAGGGAAGAAGCUGUUUGUAUGUGGGAUGGAGAUCCUGCAUCACAGCACUCUGUCCAGGUAGUCUGCACUUUUUAUGUUGAGCUGCUCCCCACCGCCCCCCCCCCAUCUUUUUUCUACCAUGUUCCUGAAUUGCUCUCCUUUGCCAGAUUUUAGUGGUUCCAUUUCUAUAUCUUUGUGUCUGUAUCUUUUACUUGAUUUACUCAUAAUGUUUCCUUUUGUCCCGUUAUCACUUCUAACUUUGGUGUAUUGUAAUAUUUUCCCUUUUCAGAUUUAAAAGAAAGAUAUGUUUAUCAGUAUUUUCUUCCAGUUUUGAUAAAGGGUCCACAGCCAAAAUAUUAAUUAUGCCGUUCUGUCCACAAAUAUUCCUUGUCCUGCUGAGGGCUUCUAGCAAUUUUGUUUUUGUUUAUAUAACCAUUCUCAUUCAUUUUUGCAUCUACAGAGAAAUACGUAGAAUACUUUCAUUUCAAUGUGUUGGUUGAACUACUUUGGGGAUAUUUUAUUACGUUGUGUAAAACCUUAUGACUGCAGGAUAGUGACAAACAAUAAAUGCACCAUAUUUAUGACAAACACAAAUGCACCAUAUUUACUAUUUAUAUAUUUUUAUUCACAUAAAUAGUAAUUCAUAUCUUCUCAUGACAGUCAGUAUGCAAGGAACCUGACACAUUUCUGCAAUUUUCUUUUAAAUUGAACAGCCCUUUUUGUUACUUUCUCUAUCCUUCAAAAAAAAAUUCUAUUAACUUUAGCCGCCAGCCUGUCUACUGUGUUAUACAAGGAGUGGUAUUAACUCCUUGUCUGUCUGUCUCUCUCGCUCUCUUUCUUUUCACUGGGCUAGUAGAAUUCAAAUAAAUGCAAACUUGAUCCGA